Messenger RNA from Mycena indigotica, 783 nucleotides. Its product is annotated as Alpha-type protein kinase domain-containing protein. Bases 1 to 783 code for a protein of 260 amino acids. Gene Ontology annotation, biological process: protein phosphorylation. Gene Ontology annotation, molecular function: protein serine/threonine kinase activity; ATP binding. The transcript has 4 exons. The record is from RefSeq and is a predicted model, not a curated record. Lineage: Eukaryota; Fungi; Basidiomycota; Agaricomycetes; Agaricales; Mycenaceae.
AUGUGGGGCAAGAGGGAGGUUAAUGAUGGCAAGGAGGACCGACGAGUUGUUGUCAAGCGUGUUUAUCGGGCCUCGGACGACGACGACAGACUCUCGACAUCGAGCAAUGUCACUGCGGUUCAAAACCGGGCGCUGCUUGAAGCCGACUGUGUUCGUAUUUCCCUUGGACGCAAAUUACUUGCCGACUUCUUCUCGUACGCCAAGGAAAUGGAUGUUGCCAUCUUUACUGCCAUUGAAUUUACUCCUGCCUAUCUCGCUACCGAGAAGUCUAUCCAAGUCACCCGUGCCCCAAGUGUGGCAUCAGACCUGGAAAGCUUCGACAGUAGCGGCGACGGCAUCACUUGGCUGGUAGAGGACAAACGCGCCGCUGCUGUCAUCCAGUUCACCUCCACUCUCAAUCACAAGGCACGCGGCACUGACCUCCAGACGCUCACGAUCCAUAGCUUUGCGCAUUACGUCUUUGGAGCUACCAAUGGGACGCUCGUUAUGGCGGACAUUCAAGGAACUCCGGCCACGGUCCGAGGCAACGAUGGACUUAUCCUCUUCGACAUCAUGACUCACACUCCCGACGGUGGGUCUGGCCUUGGCGACUUUGGGAUGGACGGUAUUGAGUCCUUCGUCAACUCUCAUCAGUGCAACCAGCUCUGCAAGCGUCUUGAGUUCGACGAGGUCUUUCCGCUUGAGCUGGCAGCGGAUGUUCUCGGACCGGAUGUGACAGACGGAUCAGAGGGAGGGAUUACCGGAGAUGACAACUCGGCCUUUUCGGGCGAUGAUCAAGCGUAG